Messenger RNA from Zingiber officinale, 2944 nucleotides. RefSeq names its product potassium transporter 7-like. Gene Ontology annotation, biological process: potassium ion transmembrane transport. Gene Ontology annotation, cellular component: plant-type vacuole; vacuolar membrane. The transcript is spliced from 10 exons. Gene Ontology annotation, molecular function: potassium ion transmembrane transporter activity. The coding region runs from base 279 to 2780 and encodes 833 amino acids. The record is from RefSeq and is a predicted model, not a curated record. Lineage: Eukaryota; Viridiplantae; Streptophyta; Magnoliopsida; Zingiberales; Zingiberaceae.
AGCUCCAGGGUCGAAAUUGUGAAAUUUUCUCAAUAAAUUUCCGCCUUGGAUUUUCACCCCUCGUCGUCUCGAUCUCUUCCCGUCUUUCCUUUUGUCUUUCUUUGUUACUUUUCGUUUUUUUUUUUUGGCGUUUCCUCCAAAUCCAGCUUUUGCUCUCCUCCUCACUCUCGCUUCUGAAUUUCGAUCUGCUCUGAUCUGCUCUUGGCGACCUUUCGAAGAUUUGCAAUGAAUUAGGAAUCGGCCUUUGCCUUUGUUUGGGUUCCCCGGUGAGGAAGUCGAUGGCGGAGGGAGGGAACGGGCACCUCGUCAAGAUGGACUCCACCGAAUCCCGGUGGGUCGCCCGCGACGAGGAGGACGACUCGAACGAGGAAGAAGAUGAUUCGUCUCGCAGGAGGAGCUACGAGUCGGAUGAGGAAGAGGAAAAUGUGGAACAGAGGCUGAUCCGGACUGGCCACCGAAUCGACUCCUUCGACGUCGAAGCUCUCGAGGUCCAUGGAGCUCAUAGAAAUGACUUUGAGAAUGCUACUCCGGGAAGGCACAUAGUGCUUGCUCUUCAGACGCUUGGAGUUGUAUUUGGGGAUGUUGGGACGAGCCCAUUGUACACUCUUGAUGUCAUGUUCAAUAAGUAUCCUCUUGUUCAGCAGGAAGAUGUUCUAGGAGCACUCUCUCUUGUUCUAUAUACAUUGAUUUUGGUGUCACUUGUCAAAUAUAUCUUCGUUGUCCUUUGGGCUAAUGAUGACGGUGAAGGAGGAACAUUUGCAUUGUAUUCUUUGAUUUGCAGGAAUGCAAAGGCUAGCCUUCUUCCAAAUCAGUUGCCUUCUGAUGCUCGCAUAUCAAGUUUCAGGCUGAAGGUUCCAUCUCCAGAACUAGAAAGGUCUUUGAAAAUCAAGGAGCAUCUUGAAAAGUCUUUAAUGUUAAAAAAGCUGCUGUUGAUAUUGGUUCUAUUUGGUACGGCUAUGGUGAUUGCUGAUGGUGUCGUCACUCCAGCAAUGUCAGUGAUGUCUGCUUUCAAUGGGUUGAAAGUUGGAAUAUCUAGCAUCGAGCAAGAAGAAGUGGUGAUGAUCUCAAUUGCAUCUCUUAUAGUCCUGUUCAGUGUUCAGAGGUUUGGAACAAGUAAAGUAGGGCUUGCUGUUGGUCCAGCAUUAUUCAUAUGGUUUUGCUCACUUGGAGGCUUUGGAAUUUAUAACCUUUUAAAGUAUGGAACAUUUGUUCUUAGAGCAUUUAACCCUCUUUAUAUAUACUACUACUACAAGAGAAAUCCAACUGAGGCAUGGUUGUCUCUGGGGGGUUGUGUUCUUUGCAUAACAGGUUCUGAGGCAAUGUUUGCUGACCUUUGCUAUUUCUCAGUUAGAUCUGUACAGCUUACUUUUGUAUUUCUCGUUCUUCCAUGCCUUCUCUUGGGAUACCUUGGUCAGGGUGCAUUUCUUUUGGAAAAUUUAACUCAAAAUGAGCAGGUCUUCUUUUCAUCGAUCCCCAGAGGAGCUUUCUGGCCGGUAUUCUUUAUAGCCACUAUAGCUGCACUAAUUGCAAGUCGGGCAAUGACAACAGCAACUUUUUCAUGCAUAAAACAAUCAAUAGCUCUUGGUUGUUUUCCCCGACUUAAAAUCAUACACACAUCUCGGAAGUUCAUGGGCCAAAUAUACAUUCCAGUGAUAAACUGGUUUCUGCUGGUUUUCUGUGUGGCAUUUGUUGUUUCCUUUGGGAGCAUAUAUAAGAUGGGCAAUGCAUAUGGCAUUGCUGAACUUGGCGUAAUGAUCAUGACCACAAUCUUAGUGACUAUCAUUAUGCUUCUUAUAUGGCAGAUUAACAUUAUGAUUGUGUUCUGUUUCUUAACCUUCUUUCUGGGGUUGGAAUUGCUUUUCUUCUCUUCGGUUUUGGGCAGUGUGGUGGAUGGAAGUUGGGUGAUGUUAGUUUUUGCAGGGGUAUUAUUCAUGAUAAUGUACAUAUGGAAUUAUGGCAGCAAGCUUAAGUACGAAACUGAAGUGAAACAGAAGCUAUCAAUGGACUUGAUAUUGGAUCUUGGUUGCAGCCUGGGUACUAUUAGGGCCCCUGGAAUUGGCUUAGUUUAUAAUGAGCUGGUUAGAGGAAUCCCUGCAAUCUUUGGUCAUUUCUUGACCACCUUGCCAGCAAUUCACUCAAUGAUCCUAUUUGUGUGCAUAAAAUAUGUGCCUGUUCCUGUAGUGCCACAGACUGAAAGGUUCUUGUUUAGGCGCAUCUGCCCCAAGAGCUAUCACAUGUUCCGUUGCAUUGCUCGAUAUGGCUACAAGGAUGUGCGAAAGGAACAUCACCAAACAUUUGAACAGCUUUUGAUUGAAAGCCUGGAGAAGUUUGUACGUCGAGAAGCUCAAGAACGGUCACUCGAGAGUGAUGAAGAUGCCGACACAGAUUUUGAGAAAGAAGAUUCAUCCACAAACAUUCUUGUCGCUCCCAAUGGCAGUGUAUACUCCCUCGGUGUGCCACUUUUGUCUGGUUAUGGCCCCAUUGAUAAGGCAAGCUCGGAAGCUAGUACUUCCUUUGAUGAGCCACGUGACGAGUGUCUGACAGAAGCACACUUUAGCCUCGAACGAGAGCUCUCAUUCAUACACAAGGCAAAAGAAUCAGGGGUUGUUUAUCUCCUUGGACACGGUGACAUUAGGGCGAGAAAGGAAUCUUGGUUUAUAAAGAAGUUGGUUAUAAACUACUUCUAUGCGUUCCUUAGAAAGAACUGCAGAAGAGGUAUUGCAUCUUUAAGUGUUCCCCACACAAAUCUGAUGCAGGUGGGCAUGACUUACAUGGUCUGAUUGCCCAGUUGUUAAUUUUUUGUUUCUUAGUUGAAUUUACCCCAUUAGUCUUUCACAUGACUGGAUCAUUUUGAAGGAUGAUUCGAUAUGUAUUUUCAGCUGACCUGGAUCUCUGAACGCUAACAAAAGAUUUAUUAGAGAGCUGAUCACCCAUUUACUAUGCA